AGCGGCAAGGAGGUUCCGGGAGGCGGACGCGCUUCCGGGGUCGCGUCCGCUGGCGCGCGGGGGAGAUUGUGAACGACGCGGCCGGUACCAUGUUCGUGACCGCCCUCCUCCUCCGCAAUCGCAUUCCUGGCAGCCAGUGGAUCGGGAAGCACCGGCGGCCGCGCGCCGUGUCUUUCCACGCGAAGCAGAACAUGAUCCGUCGCCUGGAGAUAGAGGCGGAGAACCAUUACUGGCUGAGCAUGCCCUACCUCACCGCGGAGCAGGAGUACGGCCACGCCGCGGGGCGCCGGGCGGCGGCCUUCGAGGCCAUCAAGGCGGCCAGCGUGUCCAAGUUCCCCCCCCACAGAUUUGUGGUAGACCAGCUCGACCAUCUCAAUGUCACCAAGAAGUGGUCCUAACCCAGCGCCACCGCCUUUCAGCUGGACGGAUCGCGGGGCUGCCAUCUCUGUGACCCGAUUCUGGAACUGAAAAGCUAACCUCGAGAGAGAAAAUGAACCUUUGGACCGGAGUCUUAAUGGACAGCAAAGAGGAACGUAGUGGUCUGCAUGUAGAAUAUCUGGGGCUCCAAAUUCUUUAAUACUUGAGAGUCUGAUCUCUGUCGCAUUGUUUCCUUUUUCUUUAUCCUCAUAGGAAGAUACAGGAGAUUUCCUGGGUCACAGAGGAUAUGAAAUGUAUUUUGGAUGGAAGCUUCAAAAAACAAAACAAAACUAUGAGCUAUGGUUUGGAAUCUGUGCCUCAGUAUGACGAUAGUUGAUGGGGGCUUUAUAAAAUGUAAAUUAGUUUGCUUACCUUCUGUGGAAACAUCGCCUAAACAUAAAUGAAAAAGUGAAAUAAAUGAAAAUCUGAGAAAGUUCAGUUGAACAUA
This is a messenger RNA of Lynx canadensis (Canada lynx), 865 nucleotides long. RefSeq names its product mitochondrial ribosomal protein L57 (gene MRPL57). The transcript has 2 exons. The record is from RefSeq and is a predicted model, not a curated record. Gene Ontology annotation, biological process: mitochondrial translation. The coding region runs from base 90 to 398 and encodes 102 amino acids. Gene Ontology annotation, cellular component: mitochondrial ribosome. NCBI's taxonomy places the organism in Eukaryota, Metazoa, Chordata, Mammalia, Carnivora, Felidae. Gene Ontology annotation, molecular function: structural constituent of ribosome.